Molecule: messenger RNA, 1449 nt
Organism: Enterobius vermicularis (human pinworm)
Lineage: Eukaryota; Metazoa; Nematoda; Chromadorea; Rhabditida; Oxyuridae
Source: the annotation of a GenBank genome assembly
AUGACUUCAAUUGAAAUUGAGUCUUCAGACGUUGUUCGCUUAAUAGAGCAGUAUUUGAAGGAAAACAAUCUGAUGCGCUCUCUUGCUGCCCUGCAGGAGGAAACUAAUAUUACUCUUAAUACUGUGGACAGCAUAGAUUCUUUUGUUCACGAGAUUCAGUCUGGUCACUGGGAUACUGUGUUGAAGAUUAUACAGCCCUUGAAACUUCCGGCCAAAAAACUUAUUGAUCUUUAUGAACAGAUGGUAAUUGAGUUGACAGAACUGCGCGAACUUGGUUGUGCCCGACUGCUCUUAAGACAGACGGAUCCUAUGCAAUUACUGAAGAAUACGGAGCCGGAAAGGUAUGCUCGCUUGGAUAAUCUCUUGGCUAGAUCUUACUUUGACCCUCGAGAAGUCUAUCCGGAAGGGAGCUCCAAAGAAAAACGUCGUAUUGCAAUUGCUCAGUCUCUUUCUUCGGAAGUUAAUGUGGUGCCACCAUCUCGUCUUUUAGUACUUCUCGCCCAAGCAUUGAAAUGGCAACAGCAUCAAGGGCUGUUGCCACCAGGAACUCAGAUCGAUCUAUUCAGAGGAAAGGCUGCUGUUAGGGAACAGGAGGAUGAAAGGUACCCAACUCAGAUGGCCCGUCAGAUUAGGUUCAGCAUGAAAAGUUAUCCGGAGUGUGCUGGUUUUACUCCUGACGGUCAGUUUCUGGUUACUGGCUCGGUCGAUGGAUUUAUUGAGUAUUAUGCUUGUCUUUUAGCAAAGAUUCUGAAAUGCUUGCUACUGGUUGCAAAGACGGUAUGGAAACUUUCAACUGGUCAAUGUUUACGGCGAUUGGAUAGCGCUCACAGCAAAGGCAUUACAAGUGCACAGUUUUCAAAGGAUAAUGCCCACAUAUUGUCUUCAUCGUAUGACCAAGUAAUUAGAGUCCAUGGUUUAAAGAGCGGAAAAUGUUUGAAAGAGUUACGUGGCCAUUCUUCUUUUGUGAACGACGUCAAAUAUACAGAAGACGGGCAUUUUUGCAUUUCUGCAUCAAGUGACGCUACAGUUCGGGUUUGGAACCUCAAAACCAAUGAGUGCGUGAAUACAUUUAGGGUUUCAGGUGACGCUGCGGUAAACAGUGUUCAUCUGCUUCCCAAGUUCGAUAACCAGUUUAUUGUUUGUAAUCGUACUAAUACGGUAGUGAUUGUCAACAUAAGAGGACAGAUUGUCAAAACAUUGACCUCUGGUAAACGAGAAAAAGGUGAUUUUAUUGAUUGCGUUGUUUCUCCUCGCGGCGAAUGGGUGUACUGCAUUGCUGAAGAUCAUGUUCUUUAUUGUUUUUCUCUAAUCAGUGGUAAUUUGGAGAGCACUCUUCCGGUAGGAACAAUGAUUUUGUUAAAAAUUGUUCAUGGUCUUGCUCAUCACCCGCAUCAAAAUCUGAUUGCAACAUUCGCCGAAGAUGGUCUGCUAAAGUUGUGGAAGCCAUAA